AUGGUGCUCGCGGAGGAGGCGCCCGCGAUGGCCGACCGCAUCAAGCAGUCGUUCCGGCAGGCCGACAGGACGGGCUCCGGGCGCGUCGGCAGGGCCACGAUGGCCAGGGUGCUCCGCGAGGUGGGGGGCUGGUCCCAGGAGGACGCAGACGAGCUGCUUGAUGCCUUGGACUCGACGCGGGAGGCGCCCCUCAGGUACGCCGAGUUCGUGGACUGGAUCAUGGAGGCGUGCGAGCCGCAGGCGGGCCAGGAGAACGACCCCGACUCCGACGGAGAGGAGGAGGCCGGGCUCGCAUCGGGGGCGGUAGCUGCAGAGGCGUCGCUGGACCUCAGCCAGCCGGUCUCCUGCCAAGAGUUCGAGUCGCUCGCCCGGCUCCUGGAGCAGGAUGCCCUCGAGGCCAGGGCGGCGUACGCACACGAGGAGGUCCACGGUGGCGGCGGGGUGCCGCUGCGCAGGCUCCUGGACUCGCUGCAGGUGGACUUCGCCGAUGCCGAGGCCCUGUCCAACCUGGAGCGCUGCCUCCAGGAAGCACGCAGCAGCGUUGCUGAUGGUGGCGUUGCCGCCGGUAGCUUGGCGAGGGACACUCCCGAGGAGAUCGGCGUAGGCACGAAGACCUUGAUGCAGGCAGUGGACAAGAUCGUCCGCGUGCUCAGCCCGAGCGCCAUCGACCCAGAAGAUCGCCCAGCCGAGGACGCCUGGAGCGUGAUCGCGGAGAACAAGGUGCCCUUCUCGAAGGCUGGCAGGGCUGCCGUCGACGCUUUCGAGGGCGACAGGAGGGGCGAGCUGGUGGAGCUCGUGAGGGCCGCCAUGGUGAGUCCGCCGCUGUUGCCCUCCACCGCGGGCCAGGUUGCCAACCGGGAGCGCUGCAUCGACGAAGUGGAUGCCAUCAGCAGGAGAUGUAGGGAACAAGGCAUCGGGUUCACCGACCCAGAAUGGGAUCUUACCAAGGAGGCGAACCUCGCCUUGUAUGUAGAUGGUGAGGCGCCGGGCUACGACUGCACAGUCGGCGUGCCCGCAGACUACAAACGGCUUACAGAGAUCAUCUCCGAACCCAAGCUCUUUAAAGGCGGAACGAAAGCGGGCGACAUUAUCCAAGGCCAGAUCGGCACGUGCUACCUGCUAGGUGCCAUGGGAGCCGUGGCUGGGAACUCCGACUGCGCGCUCAGCAAUGUCUUCAUCAGGUAUGAUAUAGAUGUCGGUGUCUAUGGCGUCCGCUUUUGCUUGGAUGGCGAGUGGACGUACACAAUCAUUGAUGAUUACAUGCCUGUGGACAGCGAGGGGCGAUUAUUAUACGCGAAGUCCCGGGACAAAGACGAGGUUUGGUGCCCGCUGUUGGAGAAGGCUUUCUGUAAGCAUCACAAGUGCUACGAAAUGUGCGACGGAGGCCGUGCAAACGAGGCUGUGUUCAGCCUCUUCGGGGGCGUUGCGGGGAAACUUGCCAUCCAGCCCAGUCACAAGGAGUGCCCCGACACCUUCUUCAAGGCGUUGAGCUGCGCUCGGUCGAGAGGGUGGCUGCUGACCACGUCGUUCACGAAGACCCAGGGCAGCCGCUCGCAGGGCAAGUGCGGGGAGGCGGUGCUGCCAACAGGGCUCGUCGGCGGCCACGUCUACUCGGUGCUCCGCCUGGUCGAGGCCCACGGACACCAGCUCGUCUGCUGCCGCAACCCGUGGGGCGGAGGCGAGUGGACCGGCAUGUGGUCCGACGGUAACAAGAGUGGCGAGUGGACCCCCGAGAUGAAGCAGGCCGUUGGAUUCGUCGAGGCGAACGACGGCACGUUCUGGAUGAGCAUCGAGGAUUUCGUGAGCACAUCUGGGGGGGUCGAGUACGCCAGGACCUUCGGCCCAGCGUGGAAGAAGCUCACGCAGUACAAGCGGUUCCAGAGGGGCUCUGCGACGGCCACCGCCAUGUGGGACUACAAGGCCCGGGAAGACAACGAGAUAUCUUUGGCCAAGGGCAGCCAGGUAGAGGUGACACAGAUGUCUCCUGGCUGGUGGACUGGAAAGGUGGUGGGCAGCACCACGGCCGCAGGAUUCUUCCCGGCCAACUUCGUCAAGCUGAACGACCGGCCUUUGGCCCGCUUUGAUCUCGUCGGCAAGCCCACGGAGGACGCCACCCAGGGCAUGGACGCUGUGGUCAUGCUGAUGCAGCCGAACUCGAGGAUGGCCCGCCGGUUCUACACGCGGAAGGAGGACGGGCUGAAGUACAAGGACGUCUCGUACGACGACAUGCAGCUGAUCGUGGUGGGCCCAGACGGGAAGGUGGCGCUGCGGCGCAGGGGCCGGCGGCGGUGCCUGUGGGGAGAGCUGCGCCUGCCCGGGGGCGGCCUCUGGAGGGCCUACGCGCUCUCCCUGGACGGCAGGGGUGGCCUGUUCUCCUUGCGCGCCUACGUCAAGGGCGGCACCGCCACGCUCACGGCGCUCGGAGGAGAUAGCUGGGGCGAGCAUCACGGAGCUCCCGUUGUGAUCAGCGGCAUCGUUACGGCCGCCACCGAGCGCUGGGAGGCGCUCCGCGGCGCCCCGGCGGCCGCACUGGGCGCCCUGGAGGCGGCGGCUGCCGCCGCGGAGGAGGCCUCGGCGGCCACGGCGGAGGCCGGCAUGGCCGAGGCUGCCCAUUGCGAGGAGCAGGCGGACGCGGCCUUCGCGCGCCACCGGCAGGCUCUGGAGGCGCAGGCCGCCCCGCUGUCGGAGCUCUCGCGGCUGCCGGCCUCCUGCCGCGAGGCGCUGUCGGCGGCGCCGCUGGCCGCCUUCCAGGAGGAGGGCAUCCUCGAGGACGAGGCCGCAGAGAUCGGCGAGGCCGUCACCCGCCCGCCCCGCGCGGCCGCGGCUCGGUUCAAGGAGAUAUCGCCUUAG
Prorocentrum cordatum is the source of this 2850-nucleotide messenger RNA. Lineage: Eukaryota; Dinophyceae; Prorocentrales; Prorocentraceae. The record is from the annotation of a GenBank genome assembly.